CGCGUUGCCCAGCUCCCGACGCGGCUCGUCCAUUGGAGGCGGCGGGCCCGCCCCCGCCAGCUAGGUGAAGGUGAGCGUCUCCUCCGGUCGCCGCGGCCGGCCCAGACCCAGCGGACCAGGCGAGGCUCUGCGGACUUCCCGGCUCUCUCGCUAUGGCUCCCCCGUCGAUCUUCGCCGAGGUUCCGCAGGCCGAGCCGGUCCUGGUCUUUAAACUCACUGCCGACUUCCGGGAGGACCCGGACCCCCGCAAGGUCAACCUGGGAGUGGGAGCGUACCGCACGGACGACUGCCAGCCCUGGGUUUUGCCAGUGGUGAGGAAGGUGGAGCAGAAGAUUGCCAAUGACUGCAGCCUCAUUCACGAGUACCUGCCCAUCCUGGGCCUGGCAGAGUUCCGGUCCUGUGCGUCUCGCCUCGCCCUGGGUGAUGACAGCCCAGCCCUCAAGGAGAAGCGGGUAGGAGGUGUGCAGUCUUUGGGGGGAACAGGAGCACUUCGAAUUGGAGCUGAGUUUUUGGCGCGAUGGUACAAUGGAACAAACAACAAGACCACACCUGUCUAUGUGUCCUCACCCAGCUGGGAGAAUCAUAAUGGUGUGUUUUCUGCCGCUGGUUUUAAAGACAUUCGGUCCUAUCGCUACUGGGAUGCAAAGAAGAGAGGACUUGACCUCCAGGGUUUCCUGAGUGAUUUGGAGAAUGCUCCUGAGUUCUCCAUUUUCGUCCUCCACGCCUGUGCGCACAACCCGACCGGGACCGACCCAACCCCGGAACAGUGGAAGCAAAUUGCCGCUGUCAUGAAGCGCCGGUUCCUGUUCCCCUUCUUUGACUCAGCCUACCAGGGCUUCGCGUCUGGAGACCUCGAGAAGGACGCCUGGGCCAUCCGCUACUUCGUGUCCGAGGGCUUCGAGCUCUUCUGCGCCCAGUCCUUCUCCAAGAACUUCGGGCUCUACAACGAGCGCGUGGGGAACCUGACCGUGGUCGGGAAAGAGGCCGACAGCAUCCUGCGGGUCCUGUCGCAGAUGGAGAAGAUCGUGCGCAUCACGUGGUCCAACCCCCCCGCCCAGGGAGCGCGCAUCGUGGCCUCCACCCUCUCCAACCCCGAGCUCUUCCAGGAAUGGACGGGUAACGUGAAGACGAUGGCUGACAGAAUUCUGACCAUGAGAUCCGAACUCAGGGCACGCCUGGAAACCCUCAGGACCCCCGGGACCUGGAACCACAUCACCGAGCAGAUCGGCAUGUUCAGCUUCACGGGGUUGAACCCCAAGCAGGUCGAAUACCUGAUCAACGAAAAGCACAUCUACCUGCUGCCAAGUGGUCGGAUCAACAUGUGUGGCUUAACCACCAAAAAUCUAGAUUACGUGGCCACCUCCAUCCACGAAGCCGUCACCAAAUUCCAGUGAAGAAGCACCACCCGUCCAGCACCACCAAAGGUUCUCCACCACGCGUGUUCCCCGCCCCACCCUCGAUGCACACAUCACGGAUUAGAGACACCUGAAGGGCGGAGGGCUGCCCAGGGGAGGCCCCUCUGCUUAAACUGACCCCAGAAGAGAACACCCCUGAAACGAAUUAGAGUCCUGGGAUUAGAGCCUUUUGGAGGCCAGAGAAGAUUUAGAUUUUUAUUUAAAAAUAAAAAAGGACUUUGAUACCCGCCCCUCGCUAGAAGCAGGAGUGUUGUGCCUGGUACCCCUGUUCCUCACGUGUUGCUUGACUGUGUACCGUCUAGACCCAAAGAUCAUGUUGUCUGAAGGAGCCAGAGUGUGCUUGUGGGUGUUGGCUGUGGCAUUAAAACUCACCGUCUCCACCCAGUGUCUUGCCUCCUUUCUCCUGCAUGGCUGUGUCCCUAGUCCAAGACUUUAGUAUCGUAGGGUGACCGUGGUGAGAGACGUAUUUAAUCAUGGCUCGUGACAAACACGCACGGACACACGCACAUGGCGAAUGAAAGCAAGUUUCACAGAUCAGCAUUUACUCUUACUGUGUGUAGUGUGUUUUCCUCUUUUCUGGUCGAUUCUAUCGUGUUCUCCUUCACUAAAAAAAUAAAAGUGCUGAUCGAGACCCAUGGA
Carlito syrichta (Philippine tarsier) is the source of this 2054-nucleotide messenger RNA. RefSeq names its product glutamic-oxaloacetic transaminase 1 (gene GOT1). The transcript is spliced from 9 exons. Gene Ontology annotation, biological process: L-aspartate biosynthetic process. The coding region runs from base 153 to 1394 and encodes 413 amino acids. Gene Ontology annotation, molecular function: pyridoxal phosphate binding; L-aspartate:2-oxoglutarate transaminase activity. NCBI's taxonomy places the organism in Eukaryota, Metazoa, Chordata, Mammalia, Primates, Tarsiidae. The record is from RefSeq and is a predicted model, not a curated record. Gene Ontology annotation, cellular component: cytosol.